AUGAUCUCACGUUUACGACUUGGUGGUGGUUCUGGAGGUAAUAACAAUAAUGGUGCAGCUAGUGCAAGUUCCAGUCUCUUUGGUGCUGCUGCAUCCGCCAUGAGCAGUAUUAGUGGUGGUGGAAGUAUUUUACCAGGAAAUAGCAGUGUAGAGAAUGCAGCAGCUACAGCAGCUGCUAAUCAUACGGCUAAUUCCAAUACAAGUGGCACUUCAGGAGCUCCAGGCGUGGAAGUACCAAAUACUGGAAAAGCCGCAGGGGGAAGCUUCUUUGGCGUCUCUCGUAUGGUCGCACUCGUAAACCAGGCCAAUCGAAGUAUACAGACGUCAUUGCAGAGCACUGCAGUAGUUCCUGGGGGCAAAGUAGGUUUGCAAUCGAGAGGAUUGGGAUCGCACGAUGUUGACCGUGAUGGUCAAGUCAUAGUAGAGAUCUUUGAGAAUGAACGUCUUGAAGGGAAGCUGCAGUCUAUGGAUCCCAAAAACUUUAGUGACCGCCAUGCCGCACCUGGUGGUGGACAAGACGAAAAGCCAGAAGGAGAUCUUCCUGUUGGUCAUGAAUGGGUCACAGACUGGGAAAUUGAUCAGAAUUAUACAGCGGUGGACCGCGAUGGAUGGACAUAUGCUGCUGAUUUUGUCGAGAUUGUGCGUCUGCUUGGUGACGAUCUAAGUCACGCCUCGCGUCACCCCACUGAUGCUGUGCGUCGUCGUCGAUGGAUCCGCUACCGGCAGCCUGUGGACGAAAACGCGCCACAGUCUCCUACAGAUGUUAGUGGAACAAAGUCGUUAGCUUUAUCGGGCAACUCAAAUAACUGGGCCGAUUCGACCAGCGGACAUGGCAAUGACUAUAUGUUGGAUGAUAGCGAUGAUCCAUUCAUGCGCACUGCUCAAAAAACACAGACGGGCUUUCGAGUGAAUGUAAACUUUGCUCAGCGCGGAAAGAAAGACAACACGAAAGACUACCAGAGCAUUAGUUUGACGGAUGUUAUGUGGCUAGUGAACGCACACGACGUGGCAAAUGCACCCACUGAAGAAUUGAUGCGCGAGAAGACUGCCAACCUUGAGGAACAGAUUAGGGAGGCUACUGUACGCGCGAAAACGCUGGAGAAAGACCUUCGUGCUCAGCACGAUAAGCAGGCUAGAGAGCUUACAAUACAGCAAAAGAAGUUUGAUGCGCUCGUGGUACAGUACAAGAAGAUUCGGGCGGAAAAUGAAACCCUGCAAGCCACUGCAUCGGAGCGUCGUGUCAAAGUAGAAGCUUUGCGCAAGGAAGCGACUGAAAAAGAUAUGCUAGCGAACGAAGAACAACGCGCACUUAACGCGGAAACAGCAGCGCAGAACCAAGCGCUUGAGGAAAAAGCCAAAGCUCUUGCGACUGCGCGUAUGCGUUACAAGCGUGACAACAAACAGCUUGCCGCGGCAGUGGAGGAUGCAAAGAAGCGUCUGGAGCAGCACAAGGCCCAGGCCAAUGUGGAUUCACAGGAUCCUAUUGCCAAGGAUUUGAAAACUGAAAUGGAUAAGGUGCGACAGCUCCACGCUAAGUUGGAAGCUGUACGCCAGCACCGUCUCGUCGUUGAAGAGGAAAGCAAGGCACUAUUCAACCAAGUGGUAGAAAAGAAGGCUGACCUGAAGUUUAAGUCCAAGAUGAAGAUGGAGACGGCUUUGAGCGAGGUGGAUGCAAAAAUUAAGACAUUGAAGGAGGAACAAGCUUUGCUGUCGAAAAGCCUAGCGCAAAAACCUGAGGGCGAUGCUCUACGCAAGAUAAAUGCUCGAAGGAACGACAUCAGAAGUGAACUUGGUGCAUUGAAGGAGAGGCGGACUAUGUUACUUGCGGAGAAGCGAAAGCAAGAGGGUGUAGAGCUGUAG
Messenger RNA from Peronospora belbahrii, 1860 nucleotides. The record is from the annotation of a GenBank genome assembly. Lineage: Eukaryota; Oomycota; Peronosporomycetes; Peronosporales; Peronosporaceae.